AUGUUGACGGGCUAUGAUCGACUGAGAAUUCAGAAUCUGCUGAACCCAGAUACGCCACAUGCAGAACACUCACCCGAUAUUGUGCAUUUGGUGUCUCCGACCGUCAGCAAUCUACAUGGUCCGUCAUCGAAGGUGACAAAUCAGGGAGGGGUACAUUGCUCGGAUGAGUUGGACUCUCAAAGAAGUGAUCGCCAGACCAAAGCUUGGAUCAAGCGAAACCAAGUACUUGCGUCCGAUGUGCUGCAUUCCCAACCAUGCCAAGUGACCUCACCGUCAUCGCACGUCACUCAGCCCGUGAAGGUGUCACUUGAUCAUGUACGAGCAUUAAGGGUCGUCGAGCUAAUGAACGAUUAUCGUACUUUACUGAUUCAUAUUUUGAAUUACACCACAAGCGUCCCGUCGAGAAAUUUGGAAGGAGUGGGCUAUGCAGUGCUCGGUGAGAGCCUUAUAGCGGCCCACAGUUUGUUGACUAGCAGUUAUUCAUCAGAAGCAAGCAGCUGUGACAACGACUACGUUCGCAAUAAGCAGCUUACAGAGUAA
Molecule: messenger RNA, 540 nt
Organism: Aspergillus caelatus
Lineage: Eukaryota; Fungi; Ascomycota; Eurotiomycetes; Eurotiales; Aspergillaceae
Exons: 2
Coding region: 1-540 (179 amino acids)
Source: RefSeq, a predicted model, not a curated record